CUAGUGAUUUGCUUUUUCCUGGAUUGUGCAAUUUGAAAGCUCUAUAUGCUGUCGGCGAGGCCGGUAUUCUGUCUUCUUCCUCGCACCUAGUUAUCAAAUAAUAUAAGUACCCCAAUGGACUUCAUAUCCAUCCAUAACAUAAAAUGAAUGCAUUGAUUUGCAUUCAAAACUUUCAUGAAUGAAUUUCUUCCUCCAAAGAGAGGCAGGAAAUACCCACACACGCCAGCUGCAGUCUGUUUUGGUCACGACACUUCAUAUUCACCAUAAAACACUGUUUCUCUCAAUGAUAUAAGCUUAUUUUUCCUAAAAACAUUCGAAAACAAGUGUCAUUUUCCACAUAAAGCCCCACCCUUCUACAUAAUUCCUCAAAAAGGCCGUGUUUCUUGUCAACAUUUCUUCUUGUAGUUAGUUCCACUACAAGAAUAUAAGUAUCAUCUCUCUUUAUAUUAUACUUACCAUAGGGUAGCUAUCCUAUUCCAUUCUGUCGUUCUCCAUCACUGGAAUCUAGCUAGAGAUAGACUUGAUCAAUACAAAGUUAAAACCAUCCUGGGAAACAAAUGGCAAUGCAGACAACUGCUAUCCAAGAACAUAAAGGCAAUGGGAUAUUUCAUAAAGCUAUGAGCUCAGAGAAGCCUGUUUGGAUCCCUGGACCAGUGAUCAUUGGCGCUGGACCCUCAGGGCUAGCUGUUGCAGCAUGCCUUAAAGAAAGAGGUGUUCCCUUUUUGAUACUAGAGAAAGAGAGAUGUAUAGGUUCUCUGUGGACACUGAAGACAUACAAUCGUCUACAGCUUCACCUCCCAAAGGAAACCUGCAAACUUCCUCACAUGCCAUUCCCUCCUGAAGUCCCAGCAUACCCCACUAAACAACAGUUCAUAAGUUACUUGGAGGCUUAUGCUAAGCAUUUCGCAAUUGAACCCAUGUUUAGACAGGAGGUUCAAUCAGCUAUAUAUGAUGCAAGAAUGGGGUUCUGGCGGGUCCAAUCCAACGAGUCUGAGUUUCUGUGCCGGUGGUUUAUCGUAGCAACUGGAGAGAAUGCAGAACCAGUGUUACCUAAUAUUGAAGGAAUCUCAGAUUUUAAAGGAAGUUUAAUCCACACCAGCAGAUACAAGGACGGAGCUGAUUUUAAAGGACAAAAGGUUUUGGUUGUAGGCUGUGGAAACUCAGGCAUGGAGAUUAGCUUAGAUCUAUGUAAUAAUGAUGCUCAAGUUUCUCUGGCAGUGAGAGAUAAGUUACACAUCUUGCCUAGAGAGGUCCUUGGCAGAUCAACCUUUUCUCUUUCAAUGUGGUUGUUGAAUUGGUUCCCAGUAAAAUUAGUUGACCGGUUCCUCCUCAUCUGCUCACAAUUAAUUCUAGGCGACACACAUAAAAUGGGCAUACGAAGACCCAAAAUGGGACCACUUGAACAAAAAAAUUCUACUGGGAAAACCCCAGUGCUGGAUGUUGGAGCUUUCUCUAAAAUUAAAUCAGGAAAAAUCAAGGUGGUUUGCGGUGUUCAAAGAUUUACAGCCAGCGGCGCAGAGUUUGUGGAUGGACAUGUAGAGAAUUUUGAUUCAGUAAUCUUAGCAACAGGUUAUAGAAGCAAUGUAACAUCAUGGCUCAAGGAGGACAGCUUCUUCAACGAGAAGGACGGUUAUCCAAGAAAUCCAUUCCCCGACAACUGGAAAGGCAAGAAUGGACUUUACAGUGUUGGUUUUACCAGGAGAGGAUUGUUGGGUUCAUCCAUUGAUGCACAAAGAGUAGCAGAAGAUAUUGCAAGACAAUGGAACUGUGAGACAAAGCAUUUGCGAAUCGAGUCAUGACCAGAACUUAUAUAUGCGGUUUAUUUAUUCAGAGUUUAACGUGCUGUUUAGGGUUUAUGUCGAGUAUCAACAGCACAGGAAAAAUGUGUUCUCAGUGCUAGAGGAGUGCAAUUACUGGGAAGUGUCUGAGAAGUUCGGAUUUCUUGUUUGAUUGUUUUCUACAUGAUGUGAUGUAGUCCUUGGUCACAAUUUAGAGUUGUUUGUUAAGCUUCCAUUCCUAACAUCUGCUAUCACAUCACAUAGAGCUUGACCCUACCAUAUAGAUUAAGAUUUUUCUUCAAGAAAAGUGGAUAUCAUAUGAAUGCACAAUGACUAUCAUAAUGUUCUUCUCCUUUCAAUAUUCCCCUGCUUCCUAUCCUGAUGGUUAUAAGAAAAUUAAUGUUUUUAUGAA
Populus trichocarpa (black cottonwood) is the source of this 2190-nucleotide messenger RNA. RefSeq names its product probable indole-3-pyruvate monooxygenase YUCCA7. The record is from RefSeq and is a predicted model, not a curated record. Gene Ontology annotation, molecular function: flavin adenine dinucleotide binding; monooxygenase activity; NADP binding. Bases 558 to 1799 code for a protein of 413 amino acids. The transcript has 4 exons. NCBI's taxonomy places the organism in Eukaryota, Viridiplantae, Streptophyta, Magnoliopsida, Malpighiales, Salicaceae.